Molecule: messenger RNA, 1041 nt
Organism: Penicilliopsis zonata CBS 506.65
Lineage: Eukaryota; Fungi; Ascomycota; Eurotiomycetes; Eurotiales; Aspergillaceae
Exons: 1
Coding region: 1-1041 (346 amino acids)
Source: RefSeq, a predicted model, not a curated record
AUGCCUCUUUCUCUCUCCUUUGCCUCCCCCCUGUACGACCGGAUAGUCCCCCUCGCGACGGGGGAAGUGCAGCCGACCGGCGUCUCGCUCAACUAUGUGGAGGUGCAGCACCCACGCGACGUGUUCGACCGGAUGAAGCAGAACGGCGAGUUCGACUCGUCGGAGAUGUCGUCGUCCGAGUACAUCCGACAGGUGGCGGCGGGGGACAAGAGCUUUGUAGCGAUCCCGGUGUUCCCACUGCGGGUAUUCCGGCAUGGGUUCAUCGCGGUCAACACGCAGCGGAUCAAGCAAGCGGCAGAUCUGGCGGGCAAACGGAUCGGCGUGCAGGUUUACGGGAUGACUGCUGCGGUCUGGAUCCGUGGGCUACUCCAGGAUGAAUAUGGGGUUGAUCUAUCGACGAUUACGUGGGUGGAGGGACGAUUUGACCGGGCAGGAAGUCACGGAGAUAGCAAGGCAUCGUUGUCAAGUGGAGGGAAAGAGAAGGAGAAGGAGAAGGAGAAGAUUCAAGCAACGAUUGUGGCUAAUACGAGCACGAAAUCGUUGAACCAGCUACUUAUCGAUGGAGAGAUCGAUGCAACUAUCGGGGCAGAGCUGCCUGACGCACUGUACGACGAGAGUCCUGCGUGCGCACACAUCCAGCGAUUAUUCCCCGACCACAAGACAGCCGAGCAGGCGUAUUACCGCGCGACGGGGAUCUUCCCGAUCAUGCAUCUUGUGGUGAUGCGGCGGGCCGUGUACGAGGCUCACCCCUGGGCGGCGACGAGUCUGUACCAGGCGUUGGCACGGUCGAAGCAUUUGGCGCAGCGUCGGCUGGAGAUGCCGGGCAUGUUGCGUGUGAUGAUCCCCUGGGUGCAUGAUGCGCUGGAGGAGACCCGCGCCGUGAUGGGAGACGAUUACUGGCCGUACGGGGUUGAGGCGAACCGGACCACCCUGGAGGCUUUGACGCGGUACCUGUGGGAACAGGGGUUGACGGAGCGGUUGGUGGGAGUUGACGAGCUGUUUGCUCCUAUUCAAGAGAAGCCUUUUUGGGAGUCGAUUUAG